Messenger RNA from Cladocopium goreaui, 4491 nucleotides. NCBI's taxonomy places the organism in Eukaryota, Dinophyceae, Suessiales, Symbiodiniaceae. The record is from the annotation of a GenBank genome assembly.
UUCCGAUAUUUCUUUCGUUUGACGUUACACAAUUCAUCUUCAGUGUGCUCGACGCCUUGUGUAGUCAAUGAUUUUUUUGGGUGGUCUGCCUGGAUUGGGCGUUUUUAUCUUAUUCCUGACUGCCUUGUGCCGGGCCGAACUGUGCUUGCCCAAUGGCAUACCGGAAGGACAGCGUUUGUAUGUUUUGAAUGCCAGCAACGAGCAAAGUCCAAUUCGGCUGACCAUAUUCGCCUGGAGGUCCUCCAUUGUGACCAGUCAGAUUGCGCAGAUCCUGAUUUCUGAAGUGUUAGGAUAUCAUGCCCUCGUGACUCCAGAAACCAUUUUCGACACUACUGCUGGAAUCUCACGUUUGGCAGGGUGCGAGAGCUCUGAUUGCCAGGUGAAAACCUCAAGAACUGAUGUUGUGUUGGACACCUGGUUGAGUCCGGUCUUUCCUUUUUGGCAGGGUUUCCUAGCUCAAAAUCCUCAAGUAGCCGAAGAUUUAGGCUCUAUGGGCUAUCAGGGUGGUGAUGGCCUUUACAUCAAAGGAUCGGUGCUUGAAAGUGCAGCGAAUGCUGGGUUGGCGUUGGAAUACUACAAGAGUUACAACAUGUCCUUCCACCAGCCCUACAAAUACUUUGACACUUUGUGGGAUCUGCCGGAGGCAGACCUUGAGCCUUGCAACGGAUCCUUUCUCGGCUGGCCCUUGGAACCCACAGACUCUGAAAAGAUGAAGAAUUAUCUUGACUGGACAGGCGAUGUCGAUGGCGUAGUGGAGCGGAAUGGCCAAUAUUCAGCAAAUUGUCAACUACCUGCUUUCUGGAUCGCACCUGCUUGCCGACAUAACUACACUCAAUGCAUCCCUGUAAUGCAAAAUGGACCUGGAUACAUGGUCGUAUUGAUGCAGUGGUCAGUAGCCUAUGGAAUUCCGAUGGCGCUGACACACGGGACCACUGGGACCAACGUUAUGAAGGCGAUUCGAAACCAGCGGAUACUAUAUUACUGGUUUGAACCAGACGAGACAUUGCUUGACCUUAGGCAUGCCAGGCUCAUAUUGCCACCACACAGCGCAGCUGGAUGGUUGAAGGGAGAUUUCCGAACAGGCGGAGAGGAAGUGUACAUCGCGAAGCUUGCCAACGUCGGUCUCCAAAUCUCAGCGCCAAGAGUGAGGACGUUUGUGCAGAAGAUGAAACUCGAGGUAGGUGAGUUGCUGGAUAUGCUGGCAACCACUGCAAUAAACUCCACUGCUGAUCAAAAGCUCCAGAUAUUGGGUGAUGCAGCUUGUCAAUGGGUGAAAACCAAAAGCGACAUUUGGGGGAAGUGGAUGCCAGUUAAAACCGAUUGCUCUGCAGGAUAUGGACUGGUUGACGUUCAAGGCUUGCCAGUCGCAUCUUUGGCCGAAGCGGUCGACUGUCAAGUUUGUGCCGCAGGACGUUUCUCAGAGGUUUUCACACAGGAUGGGAGGCAAACCUAUAGAUGUCAAGAGUGCGAAGUUGGUUUUCAUCAAAGCGGCUUUGGUCAGAGCCAAUGUAUCCAAUGUGAGGCUGGCACCUUUGCAGCUGCAGUUGGACAGGCAACUUGUUCACCUUGUGAGCGAGGGACUUACGUCAGCUCCACUGGAGCAACAGGUUGUUCCAGCUGUGGAGCUGAAGAGCUUUGGACGACAAGUAAGGCUGUGCAAGCUGGGGGUCAAGAGAAAUGGAUUGAAUUUGAAGGAGCGACAUCAGCAGGCUCUUGUCAUUGUGUUGAAGGACGGCAUUUGUCAGCCGGUCAAUGCGAAAUCUGCAUCGAGGGCGCCUCUUGUCCAGGCUCAGGAGUCCCGACACUCUUACCUGGCUUUUACUCUACUCUGGGUGAUCCUGGGGCAGUUCUGCGGUGCUUUGGCAACAGUUUGAGGUGCCCGGGUGGAGCACCAGAAACCUGCGCCGAGGGCAGGGACCCUUCCAGCCCUGCUUGCAGCUCUUGCCUUCCAGGUCUACAGCCAAUUGGAGAACAGUGCAUGCCUUGCAAAGGCGGGGAUUACAUUAAGCUUGUGGCUCUGACUCUUUUGGUCCUAGUCGGGACUGGGAUUUUGCACAUCGUGCUAGCGCUGACGGAUCGAACCAGCGGAUCCUAUCGUAGUGCGCUAUUGGGUGCGGCCUUGUGUGCAAAUCAAUUGAUCACAUGCGCUCAGCUUUUCGUCGUGAUGGAACAAAUACAAGACAUAACUUGGUCUGAGCCCUUUUUGAGCUUCUUGGAGUUCUUCCGAGUUCUGUCACUUGAACGUUUGCUUGAUUCCGUGAAGACCUUGAGCUGUGUCGCUCGCAUCAGCCCCGAAAUGAACUUCUUGAUUCGAAAUCUGAUGGUGCCUGCAUCCUUCACCAUUGGGCCUGUGGUUGCACAGUUCACGAUGAGCAGAACCAGCUUUGCGAAGACCAGCAGUUGGAGCUGCCUUUUGAAAACGUUUGGUUUCCUCUUCCUGCUCUUCUACAUUUCGUUAUGCUCAUCGUUUGUGGACCCUUUUCGGUGCAAUGUGCAUCCAAACGACUCGCUGACCAUGCAAACGGCCCACGAUGUCUUUUGCAAUUUCUCAGGCACUCACUUGACUCUAUGUUGGAUGAGCAGCUUGAUUUGCUUGCUUCCAGUCAGUUUCCUUGUUAUGUGCACGUAUCUUCUGUGGGUGAUUCUUCCAAGACGGGUUCGAGUCGCCAACGCAGCCUUUAUCCGGGCCUGCUCGUUCUUGGUCUUGAGAUUCAAACCAGGAUAUGAGUCAUUCACAUUGGCUUUCUUGCUCAGAAAUGUGCUCUUUGUGUUGACGCCUAUGAUGCAUUCAUCAAUCAGUCUGUUCGUGAUGGGAAAUCUCUUGGCCCUGACGGCUGUGUCAGUUGCAUACUUUAAACCAUGGCGAUCGGACCUUGCGAGUGUGGUCGAUGUACUCGUCAGCUCCGCCUUGCUGAGUGUUUUGCUCAUGGGUGCACUUACUGUGAAUGAUUCAGACCCGAAGCCUCUCAUGGUCCUAUGCACUGUGUGUGGUAGCUUGAUCAUUUGUGCACUUAUCAUGGGAGCGUUGUACUCGAUACUUCAGCACAUUGCUUCCAAGUUUCGCAAGAAGUUCGCCUUCUUUCUCUCUCAUCAUAGAACUGCUUCCGCUGCAUAUGCGCGGUUGUUGAGAAUGGAGCUGCGACAACGAGGCUCACAGUUCACGGCCUUCCUUGACUCUGACCACCUGACGGAUCUCACGCGGCUGUUUUCCUAUGUCAGUUCUGAUACGCAGACCUUUGUUCUCCUUGGAACGCCGUCAGUGCUAAAGCGCAAGUGGUGCAUGGGAGAACUGGUGAUGGCUCGUAUUGCAAAUGUUGACACGGUGGUGUUAAGCUUUCCAGACUUUGAUCUACCGGAUGAGUCCUUCGUUCGGAACUAUGCCAGACUUGUGCCUGAGAUUAAGGAGCUUUCCAUGUAUGGUCUUGGGCUUUCAGAAGUGCACGACACCUUGCGGUGGUUGAGUACGGUGACCAACUACCCAAUUGCUUCUCAGUUCUCUAAGGAGGGUGUAGUAGCUACCGUUGGCCAGUUGACAAACACGGUCACACAGGAAUUUCAGCAAGGCCAUACAACGGAGUAUGCCAUUCUGGCAGACCCUGGAAACAUGGAAGCAAUGGCCACCGCUGAAGUGAUGGGAACAUUCUUGACACGAUUGAUUCCAGAGCGAGGUCAGGCGACGCGUGUGUUCACUGCUGACAGCAAUGUUUCCAGGACGGACACUCGUCUCAUUCUGGUGUGCAGUCAGGAUUGCUUCCGAUCGAACCACAUAGCGAGAUGGUUGUUGCAAGCCCGUGUUGUGCCAAGUUGUCAGCUUUUGCCAGUGCUUGCCGAUGAACGUUUUCAACUUCCAAGACGACAUGGAGGGAGUCUGCAAGAGAAUGUUGUUUGUCCGGCUGGUAUUGAUGAGGGUGCCUAUUUGCAAGUGAUCAAAGCUGUCUUCUUGGAGGUGGCACUACCCUUCAUCCCAGCCCAAAGCUCGGAGGUGGAUUUGUGCAUUCGCAGCAGGCAGGUGGCUUCGCGACUCUAUGGGGAUCUGAAGCCUUUGUCCACCAAGUUGCUGAUCGUUGGGGGCGCACCUGAGCCUGAGGCUACGCAGCCUGAGGCAAUCUCUGGCACAGACAGUUCCAAUGCCAGCCUUCAUCUCCUGACUCGCCAGUCGCAGCAUGUAUCUGAAGAUGUUGAAGCAGCUUUGAGAUCAGAGAUGGUGACGAAAUCAUUUUGAUUCUUCGAAUUUGACUUUACUUUGCAUGCUCUUGCCAAACUCUAGACACUGGGAAAAUUGUUAAGUUCAGUGGUCAAAAGCCUUCCAUUGUAGCAAGGUAAGACACCACAGUAUCAAUGGUUCGCCACAAGGCUGCCUAUCGUAUACCUGCGGGCUGACAAAAACAGGCUGGAUUGUUGAUGUUUUUGGCUGAUUUGUUGAGACUGGCAGUCAAGAAUUGUGGCUGCUUCAGUUUUCUACUGACCUUCUGAUCACAAAGUACCAAAAAA